AUUCCCAAAUCCGAAACCCUAGAAACUGAGAAAAGCUAAUCCCGUGUCCACUCAGAGACUCACGAUUCCUUCUCCCUCGACUCGUUUCUUACUUCCGAUCCUUCCCAGUUUAAAUUUUUUUUUUCCGAAUUCAACAUUUCCUCAUCAAUUACUCAUCAUCGUCAUUCAUUCAGAUUGAUCGUUGCAUGUUUGGCGUGUUACAAACAUGGAAGUAGUCGGGUGGAUUUCAUAGUCGAAUGGUCUGAAGAUGGCGACGCAUCGCUCUUCCGGAUACAUGGACCCGGGUUGGGAUCAUGGUGUUGCACAAGAUGACAAAAAGAAGAAGGUUAGAUGCAAUUACUGUGGCAAAGUUGUUAGCGGAGGAAUCUACAGACUGAAGCAACACCUUGCCCGGCUUUCUGGUGAAGUAACUUAUUGUGAUAAGGCUCCGGACGAGGUGCGUCUCAAAAUGAGGGAAAAUUUGGAGGGGCGCCGUGUUAGUAAGAAAUCAAGGCACAGUGAGUACGAGGAACAAUCCUAUUUGAACCUCAGUGCUGCUGAUGAUUUGGAGGAAGAAGAGCACUUUGGAUAUAGGAAAAAAGGUAAGCAAUUGUUGAUUGACAAGGAUUUAGCAGUGAAUAUGACUCCACUUCGUUCAUUAGGAUAUGUUGAUCCUGGUUGGGAGCAUGGUGUACCUCAGGAUGAGAGGAAGAAGAGGGUGAAAUGUAAUUACUGUGAGAAGAUUGUGAGUGGAGGUAUCAACCGGUUUAAGCAGCAUCUAGCUAGGAUACCCGGUGAAGUUGCUCCUUGUAAGAAUGCACCGGAAGAAGUUUAUCUCAAAAUAAAAGAAAACAUGAGAUGGCACCGUACCGGUAGAAGGCACAGGCGACCUGACACUAAGGAAAUAUCUACAUUUUACAUGGAGUCAGAAAAUGAGGAGGAAGAGCAGGAAGAUGAAGCUGUUUACCCAAUGGGUAAUGAUAGGCUUAUACAUGGUGAUAGAAGAUUUGAUAGAGAUUUCAAGAGGACUUCCAAAGGGUUGUCUGCCUGUAAUGGAUCUGAUCUGACACCGAAAAGGCCAAGGUAUGAUGCAAAUGUCCUGAAGACACCAAAAACUCAACCGGCAGUAGGUGGAAAGCUAGUGAAAAUGGGUCCAUCCAAGAGGUCCCGGAGAGAAGUCAUUUCUGCAAUAUGCAAGUUUUUCUACCAUGCUGGUGUGCCUUCUCAAGCAGCCAACUCCUCUUAUUUUCAUAAAAUGCUAGAGCUGGUAGGUCAGUAUGGCUCGGAUUUGAUAGGACCAUCUAGCAAUAUGUUAUCAGGGCGGUUUCUACAAGAUGAAAUACUGACAGUCAAAAACUACCUCGAGGAGUAUAAGUCUUCUUGGGCAGUGACAGGGUGUUCCAUUUUAGCAGAUAGUUGGAGAAACUCUCAAGGCAGGACACUGAUCAACAUUUUGGUAUCCUGCCCUCGUGGAGUAUAUUUUGUUUGUUCAGUUGAUGCAACAGGUCUAGUUGACGAUGAAACCUAUUUGUACAAAUUGCUUGACAAAGUGGUAGAAGAUAUGGGGGAGGAAAAUGUGGUGCAGGUAAUCACUCCAAGUACACCCAGUUAUCAAGCUGCUGGGAAGAUGAUUGAAGAGACGAGGAGAAAUUUGUUUUGGACACCUUGUGCCACAUAUUGUAUUGAUCAAAUGCUCGAAGAUUUUAAGAAACUAAACCGUGUUCGGGACUGUAUAGAGAAAGGGCAAAAAAUUACAAAAUUCAUUUACAAUAGGAUCUGGUUGUUAAAUUUGAUGAAAAGAGAAUUCACUGGAGGUAAGGAACUUCUGAGUCUGUCUGCCACUCAAUCUGCUUCAAGUUUCAGUACAUUGCAAAGUCUUCUUGACCACAGGGUUGAUCUAAGAAAAAUGUUUCAGUCAAACAAAUGGCUUUCAUCUAGAUAUUCUAAAUCAGAUGAAGGUAAAGAGGUGAAGAAUAUUGUGAUGGAUUCCUCAUUUUGGAGGAAGGUACAGUAUGUCAAAAGAUCAGUAGACCCCAUACUUGAAGUCCUUCAAAAGAUCGAUAGUGAUGAGAGCCUCUCGAUGCCAUUCAUCUACAAUGAUAUGAACAGAGCGAAGCUUGCUAUAAAAAUCAAUCACAGUGAUGAUGCACGUAAAUAUGAAUCUUUUUGGAGUGUUAUUGACAAUCACUGGGAUUCGUUGUUUCACCAUCCUCUCUAUCUGGCUGCUUACUUCCUGAAUCCUUCAUACCGUUAUCGGUCAGAUUUUGUCCUGCAUCCCGAUGUCGUACGUGGUCUGAAUGCUUGCAUUGUGAAAUUGGAACCAGACAGUGCUAGAAGAAUUUCAGCAUCUAUGCAGAUUUCUGACUUUGGUUCUGCAAAAGCUGAUUUUGGAACUGACCUGGCAAUUAGUACCAGAUCAGAGCUUGAUCCAGCUGCCUGGUGGCAACAACAUGGGAUUAAUUGUUUAGAGUUGCAACGAAUUGCUGUACGCAUACUGAGUCAAAGUUGCUCAUCUUUUGGGUGUGAGCAUAACUGGAGUGUACAUGAUCAGAUGCACAGACAGAGACAAAAUCGGCUAUCACAGAAGAGAUUGAAUGAAGCAAUCUAUGUUCACUAUAAUUUGAGACUAAGGGAACGCCAGAUGAGGAAAAGGUCCAGUAAGUCAACGUCCCUAGACAGUGUUCUGCAAGAAGAUCUACUGUAUGACUGGAUCGUGGAGACAGAGAAACAAGCAUUACAAGAAGACGAGGAAAUCCUUUAUAGUGAAAUGGAUCAUGGUGAUGGAUAUGAAAAUGAGGUCCACGACUUCGAUGAUGGACAUGGAGAUUCGAGAAAAGGAUCAAUGGAGAUGGUGCUAGCAGAUGUGGCAGAGCCACUGGAUGUCGAUGACAGCGCUCAGAAUGAUGCAGCUUCAGGCGAUGAUCAAGAUCUCGACUUCAUUGAAGAAGAUAUGACUGACUAGUCGCGACGGAUAUAGGUACUAUACGAUCUAAUUGGGUGUAAACUUUACUAGGGUUUUUCAUGUCGUUUCUUGUAUACACUGUAAUUGUUGCCCCAACGUACAUAUCACAUUGUGUUUGCCCAGUUUUGUAAAUUCAUAAAAAGUAACCUUGGUUCCUAGGUCUUGCAACGGUUAUGUUUUGAAUUGAAAAUGCAUCGGCUUUUGAA
This is a messenger RNA of Salvia hispanica, 3147 nucleotides long. Its product is annotated as hAT dimerization domain-containing protein. Gene Ontology annotation, molecular function: DNA binding; protein dimerization activity. Lineage: Eukaryota; Viridiplantae; Streptophyta; Magnoliopsida; Lamiales; Lamiaceae. The record is from RefSeq and is a predicted model, not a curated record.